This is a messenger RNA of Solanum lycopersicum (tomato), 1737 nucleotides long. RefSeq names its product 2-oxoglutarate-Fe(II) type oxidoreductase hxnY. The record is from RefSeq and is a predicted model, not a curated record. NCBI's taxonomy places the organism in Eukaryota, Viridiplantae, Streptophyta, Magnoliopsida, Solanales, Solanaceae.
UCCUCUAUAUAUUAUAUAUAUAUAUAUAUGAGUCAUUUGCAUAUAAAUUGAGAUAUAUAUAACCCACUUCCUUCCUUACAUGAGCUUCAAAUAAAAAAGUUUGGGGCAUAUUAUUAAAAAUAAGAAAUAUAUUUGUGUCUUAGAGAUUCUUCGAGACAUUGGGUGGUAAGAGAUUCUUUGGGGCCCAUUGUUCUCUCCGUGAAUCCUUGUUUAUGGUGGAGCAGGAAGGAACAUGAAGAAUGAUGGAAUUGAUUCUGCCAACAUUUCUGCUUUACACUGUAUCGAUCUCUCCAGCCCUGACAUUCAUACCUCUGUUUCUCUCCUCAAACAGGCUUGCUUAGAUUCAGGAUUUUUCUAUGUUGUCAAUCAUGGUAUUAGCCAGGAGUUUAUGGAUGAGGUUUUCGCUCAAAGCAAAAAGCUCUUUGAUCUUCCUUUGGAAGAGAAGAUGAAGCUUCUUAGAAAUGAAAAACAUCGGGGCUAUACUCCUAGUCUAGAUGAACAUUUGGAUCCUGACAAUCAAAUAAAUGGUGACUAUAAGGAGGGAUAUUACAUUGGUGUUGAAGUACCUGAAGAUGAUCCUGAAGCUCAGAGACCAUUUUAUGGGUCAAAUGUGUGGCCUACUGCAGGUACCCUGCCUGGAUGGAAGGAAACUAUGGAGAAGUAUCAUCAAGAGGCACUUGAGGUGACAAAAGCAGUAUCAAGGCUCAUAGCCCUUGCACUUGAUCUUGAUGUUGACUUUUUUGAUCGGCCAGAGUUUCUUGGCAGACCAAUUGCUACUUUGCGCCUACUGCAUUAUGAAGGCAAACUUUCUGAUCCAUCAAAUGGAAUUUUUGGAGCUGGUGCACAUUCUGACUAUGGUCUGAUAACUCUUUUGGCCACAGAUGAUGUCUCUGGCCUUCAGAUAUGCAAGGAUAAGGAUGCAAAGCCUCAGAUUUGGGAGUAUGUGCCACCAUUGAAAAGUGCUUUUGUAGUGAAUCUUGGUGAUAUGCUUGAGCGCUGGAGCAAUGGUGUUUUCAGAUCAACACUGCAUCGGGUCCUUGCAAAUGGUCAAGAAAGAUUUUCUAUUGCAUAUUUUAUGGAGCCAAGUCACGACUGUCUUGUUGAAUGCUUGCCAACCUGCCAAUCCAAAGUCAACCCACCGAGGUAUCCUCCAAUCAAAUGCGAGACGUACUUGCUCCAACGUUACAAAGACACUCAUGCUGAUAGAAAUUCUUACAAAUGAGAUUCUUGGUAACUGGUAAAAUACAAAUGGCGCCGCACAUUUCUUGCACAUAUUAUAAUGGCGAAUAAUGUUGGACUGGCUUGUGGUUUAAUCUGUAUCUGCAGUUACUUGAGAAUGUGUGUGAUAGAAUAAUUGUAUAAUGGUUUAUAGUUUGAAUAUUCACCAUGUAGGUAGUAGUACAUUUAUACAACUUUGCUUACUUUUGCUAUCCACUCAUCCACUUUUUAGUUUUUAGUUUUAGAAGAAUGAGUCUUUCCUAUAUGCAAAGAUGAAGAUGGAGUACUUGGGAUCAACAAAAUUCUAAAACUACGGAACCCAACUGGUUUCUACCGGGAGAACAAGAUCCAGAGCAAUGACUCCAACAGUUUGGAUUGAAAAUGGGAGUGAUACUGUUGAAGAAUGUCAAGGACAUGUGUAGAUUUUCUAGGGUUUGAAAAAUGAAACUUCAGAUUAAUUCUCUUAAUAUCCAUUCAAAAAUGAAGUUUUAGAAUUUUCUGUUAUCAUAAAUGGUCUUU